Thamnophis sirtalis is the source of this 2445-nucleotide messenger RNA. It is a transcript of the gene CCND3, whose product is annotated as cyclin D3. The record is from RefSeq and is a predicted model, not a curated record. NCBI's taxonomy places the organism in Eukaryota, Metazoa, Chordata, Lepidosauria, Squamata, Natricidae.
GGAGGGGAGGCUUCUUGGCUGGGCUCGCCGGGUCGCCGCCGCUGGAUCCAGCCCGCCGCGCUCGGGCGGAGACUGCCGAAGAGUCCCUCCUCUCCCUUCCUCGUGGCCUCCGGCUCCCCGCUCGCAGCCUCGGCUCCCUUCUUUUCCAUCGCUCCGUCCCGUCUCCGAAUUCGCGCACAUGGAGCUGCUGUGUGUGGAGGGGGUGAUCCGGGCCAAGCGGGAUCCGCAGCUAUUAAGGGACCGGCGGGUCCUGCAGAAUCUGCUCAGCCAGGAAGAGCGCUGCUGCCUUCGCGUUUCCUACUUCCAGUGCGUGCAGAAGGAGAUCCAGCCGUACAUGCGGAAGAUGUUGGCGUUCUGGAUGUUGGAGGUUUGUGAGGAGCAAAAAUGUGAAGAAGAGGUGUUUCCUUUGGCCAUGAAUUAUGUGGAUCGCUACUUGUCCUGUGUCCCCACCCGCAAAAACCACUUGCAACUCCUGGGAGCUGUCUGCAUGCUUUUGGCUUCCAAGUUGCGAGAGACCAUGCCUUUAAGUGUACAGAAACUUUGCAUUUACACAGACAAUUCCAUCACACCAUGUGAAGUUUUGGACUGGGAAUAUUUGGUCUUAGAGAAGCUGAAAUGGGACCUGGUAAUAGUAAUAGCAAAUGAUUUCCUGGAUCACAUUCUCCAUCGGCUGUCGCUUCCUCAACAUAAGGUGCACUUGGUAAAGAAACACGCCCAGACUUUCAUUGCAUUGUGCGCCACAGAGUAUACCUUUGCUAUGUAUCCACCAUCCAUGAUUGCCACAGGUUGCAUUGGAGCAGCAGUCCAUGGCCUCUCUACCUCAUCUGACCAUUUUUCUGGCGAGGCACUUACUGAGCUGCUUGCUAGCAUUACUGGCACAGAGGUGGACUGCUUGAAAGCUUGUCAGGAGCAGAUCGAAGCUGCCUUAGCCGAUAAUCUGAAACGACUAUCUCAGCCUCAGCAAGACUAUAGCUCCUCCAAGAAUGCAACUUACCUGGAGAGCCAGGAAGUCAGCUUGACCAGCACACCUACGGAUGUCACAGAUGUCAACCUGUAACAAGUCCUCUUGGUGACCACCACCCAGUUAUCAGAACGAAAAGGGCCCCUGGAACGUUCUGCCAUCACUGAUUAACUGAGGGAAUUUCCCCAGUAGAUACCAUAUUUCUAAUAAGACUGGGUUGUAGUGGACUUGGUUGGGACUCUUGCAGUAGGACUGUUUGUGUUGCUAGCCUGGGUUUCCAAGGAUCAGGAGAGGCUUUUGGGGUAAUUGAAUCAAACUUAAACUUGGGAAGGAUGAGUGAGCAUAGCAUCAGUUCAAAAGAUUCAUCAGUUUGGGUCGCUUCAUUGGUGGGGCACUGCUGAUAUACUCCUACUUUAUCUCAAUCUUCGCUGCAUGCCUAUUUCAUGUGAGUCAAGAGAGAGAAUGCACUUUUGUUGCCUGAAUCACCUUCAUCUUCCAUAAUGACUUGUUGACAUUCAGCUGAUACUUCCGUGGCUAAAGCUGUUUUGCUCAGGCUGCCAUUUGUGGGCAUUAUAAGAGCCCAAACAAUAUAGAGUUAUAGCACUGGAAUCCCUUUCCAGCUUCACUCAGUGCCAAGGAUGCCUUAAUUCUUUGAACAUCUAGAGUAGCACGAUCUUUGAGCCCUUCAUUUGAGAGUGAGUUUGGGGGGGGGGGGUGCUUGCUUUUUGUAGGUGCUUAUAAAGGGGCUGCUUGUCAUAGUAAAAAUGUGGGGAGGCCUGAAGGGAUACAUUUUACUUGCACCUGGUUGCCUUUGCUUAUUCCUGUGAGAUCUAUGAGCUGCUUUAUUUAUUGUAAGGGUUAAAUCUUGUAAAACUGCAGAAUUAAGGGACAUUAGCAGUCUGGUCUGUCCCAUCUUGCCAUAUAAAAUAGUGCCUUAAUAUUCUUUCCUCAUUCUCCUUCAUACCUCUGGGUUGCUUACUUUGAUUAGCCAUUGUAGAAGUCAUUCACAUUCAGAGUACACCCAACACGUGCUGCUAUACUUGUAUGUAAAAUCCUUCUUGUCUAUACUGCCAAAACCAUUUUAAAAGGCAGGCAGGAGAACUGCAUGCAAAGGAUGUAUGGAGAGGGAGUAAGUAAAAGAGUUUCUAAUGCCAUUUGCUUGCUUUUGUAAGGGGGAUAAAAGAUGAAAAAUGUUCCCCUAAGAGUUUACAAUAUGAUGAGCUACAGACUGCACUGGUGUAGAAAAUUAAAUCCAUGAUGGUUCAGGAAAAAUGUUGGAUUGUUUCCCCCCUAAAUGCUGCUUUUAUGAAAGAUCACUUUAAGAAUAAUUAAGCAUAGGUGAACUUUAGUGAUAGGAGCAAACUUUGCAUUUGAGUUCUAGUGGUAGUUCAUUCUUCAUCCCUCUAGCUUUACAAGAAUAACAGAGUUGGAAGGGACCUUGGAGGUCUUGUAGUCCAACUCCCUGCUUGAGCAGGAAACCCUGU